Molecule: messenger RNA, 7829 nt
Organism: Acipenser ruthenus (sterlet)
Lineage: Eukaryota; Metazoa; Chordata; Actinopteri; Acipenseriformes; Acipenseridae
Product: 1-phosphatidylinositol 4,5-bisphosphate phosphodiesterase beta-4
Exons: 42
Coding region: 650-4330 (1226 amino acids)
Biological process (GO): lipid metabolic process; phosphatidylinositol-mediated signaling
Molecular function (GO): calcium ion binding; phosphatidylinositol-4,5-bisphosphate phospholipase C activity
Source: RefSeq, a predicted model, not a curated record
UGCAGUGCUAACAUCUACACAAAACACACGCUGUAUUUACUGCAAUACGGAAGGGACCUGAAACCACUUUUGUUGACUAUCUGCCAUUCAUAAGCAGUGUGUGCUUUCGCUCCUCCACUGGAGACAGAAGCAGAACCACUGAAGAAAGAAGCAGAAACGUUGGGAGGGAUAAAGCGAAAGCAGAUCAGCAGGAAUCAAAAUAGAGAAAGUCCCCAGCGCUGCCACAGCAACCAUUAUUAUAUUGUACACUGGAUUGAAUCCGCCUUUUUACGAAGGGUGUCUGCUGCUGCAGCCCUGUACUGUGCGGUCUGUCUACCGCGUCUUUUGUUGGGUUACUCACUGUUGACCAAUAAAAAAGAAAAGGGGCAAUACAAAGCAAAAUUAUGUUUGGUGAUUGAAAGAAAAAAGCCCGGAGACCCUCAGUCGGAGCAGUGAGAAUCCAAACGGCAGAUGAUUUUAGGGAGACUACAAUUUGUGAUGUGGUUUUAGUCUUACAUUGUUUGGAAAAGAAGAUUGCUUUCUGAUUAAAAAAAAGAAAAAAAAGUCAAAAUAAUCCCAUGCUGAUUUGAAGAAAGAGGUCCAUGCAGCACCUGUCUAAUUAGACCACAUUCAUUUGGAUAGCUAAGAUCUGUAAGGUUUCUGAGUUACCAUGGCAAAAGCAUACACAUUUAAUUGGCAGAAACCUCUACCAUCCUUUAUACAAGAAGGGGCUGUUUUCGACAGAUAUGAAGAGGAUCCGUUUGUCUUUGAGCCUAACUGCUUCUUCAAAGUGGAUGAGUUUGGUUUCUUUCUCACAUGGAAAAGUGAUGGAAAGGAAGGCCAGGUUUUAGAAUGCUCUUUGAUCAACAGUAUCCGGAGUGGAGCUGUCCCAAAGGACCCUAAAAUAAUUGCUGCAUUGGAAUCAGUUGGGAAAACAGAGACUGAUCUAGAGGGACGCAUCGUUUGUGUCUGCAGUGGUACCGACUUGGUGAACCUGAACUUUAUUUACAUGGUUGCAGACAGUGUAGAAACAGCAAAGCAAUGGAUGGAAGGAUUGAGAUCAGUGAUCCAUAACUUCAGAGCUAAUAAUGUCUGUCCCAUGACUUGCCUAAAAAAACACUGGAUGAGGUUAUCAUUUUUGACGAAUACAAAUGGAAAGAUUCCAGUGAGAAGCAUAACCAGGACCUUUGCAUCUGGCAAAACAGAAAAGGGGAUCUUUCAAGCACUUAAGGAAUUAGGUCUUCCCAGUGGAAAGAACGAUGAAAUUGAACAUUCCGUCUUCACUUUUGAUAAGUUUUAUGAACUUACUCAAAAAAUCUGCCCCCGGACUGACAUAGAGGAGCUGUUUAAAAAACUCAAUGGAGACAAAACUGAUUAUUUAACCGUAGACCAUUUAGUCAGCUUUCUAAAUGAAAAUCAACGUGACCCUCGUUUGAAUGAAAUUCUGUUUCCGUUCUAUGAUCCAAAAAGAGCAAUGCAGAUAAUUGAAACAUAUGAGCCAGACGAUGCACUAAAGAAACAAGGUCGGAUGUCCAGCGAUGGGUUUUGCAGGUAUCUAAUGUCAGAUGAAAAUGCUCCAGUCUUCCUUGAUCGUUUGGAGCUGUACCAAGAAAUGGAUCACCCUUUGGCGCACUACUUUAUAAGUUCCUCCCACAACACAUAUCUUACUGGCAGACAGUUUGGUGGCAAGUCAUCUGUAGAAAUGUAUCGGCAGGUCCUUCUGGCAGGAUGCAGAUGUGUAGAAUUGGAUAUUUGGGAUGGGAAAGGGGAAGACCAAGAACCAAUAAUAACCCAUGGAAAAGCCAUGUGCACAGAUAUUCUCUUCAAGGAUGUAAUUCAAGCCAUUAAAGAAACAGCUUUUACUACAUCUGAAUAUCCAGUGAUCCUUUCAUUUGAAAACCACUGCAGUAAACCACAGCAAUUUAAGAUGGCAAAGUACUGUGAAGAGAUUUUUGGAGAUCUGUUAUUGAGGCAACCGCUUGAAGGUUUUUUGCUUGAAGCUGGACAGCCUUUGCCUUCUCCCAAUGACCUGAAAAGAAAAAUACUCAUUAAAAACAAAAGGCUCAAAGCUGAAGUUGAGAAGAAGCAACUUGAGGCAUUUAAAAGGCUCAUGGAAGCUGGAGAAACAACAGCUCCCGCUAACAUUUUGGAAGAUGAGAAUGAAGAAGAAAUAGAAAAUGCUUGCCCCAAACCAACAAUUGCCGACCCAGAAGAAGAAGCACAUCCAGAAUUCAAGUUUGACAGUGACAUAUCCUCUGAUGAUUUGAGUCAGACAGAAGCACAUACAAACAGUGUAAAGAAGGUUACUGAAGAAGAUGUAACUGAAAUAACUGAUGUAACAGAUGUAGCUGAACAGGAAAAUAACAAAAAGGGUGGUAUAACUGUAGAGGAUGAACAGGCUUGGAUCACUUCAUAUACGUAUGUAGGAGGUACAACUAAUAUUCACCCGUACCUAUCAGCAAUGAUUAACUACGCUCAGCCUGUUAAGUUUCAAAGCUUUAAUGUGGCGGAAGAAAGGAACAUCCAUCACAACAUGUCAUCUUUCAAUGAAUCAGUUGGACUGGGAUAUUUGAAGACUAACGCCAUAGAAUUUGUAAAUUAUAAUAAACGCCAAAUGAGUCGAAUCUACCCCAAAGGAGGCAGAGUGGAUUCCAGUAAUUACAUGCCUCAGAUCUUCUGGAACGCUGGCUGCCAGAUGGUCUCACUGAACUACCAGACCCCAGAUUUGGCAAUGCAGUUGAACCAGGGGAAGUUUGAGUAUAAUGGAUCAUUUGGGUACUUGCUCAAACCUGACUUUAUGCGUCGCCCUGACCGAAUGUUUGACCCUUUUUCAGAAACACCUGUAGAUGGUGUUAUUGCAGCUACUUGUUCUGUUCAGGUUUUUUCAGGCCAGUUUUUAUCAGACAAGAAAAUUGGCACAUAUGUAGAGGUGGACAUGUAUGGGUUACCCACAGACACCAUACGCAAGGAGUUCCGGACCCGAAUGGUAAUGAACAAUGGUCUGAACCCUGUUUACAAUGAGGAGCCUUUUGUAUUUAGAAAGGUGAUUCUGCCUGACCUUGCUGUACUCAGAAUUGCAGUUUAUGAUGACAAUAACAAGUUGAUUGGUCAGAGAAUUCUACCUCUGGAUGGUCUUCAGGCUGGCUACAGACACAUCUCCCUACGAAAUGAAGGCAACAAACCUUUAUCACUGCCAACCAUUUUCUGUAACAUUGUUUUAAAAACAUAUGUUCCGGAUGGAUUUGGAGCUAUUGUUGAUGCUCUGUCUGAUCCAAAGAAGUUUUUAUCUAUCACGGAAAAGAGGGCUGACCAAAUGAGGGCUAUGGGUAUUGAAACUAGUGACAUUGCAGAUGUGCCAAAUGACAGCUCUAAGAAUGACAAAAAAGGAAAGGUCAACCAAGUCAAAAUUAGUGUGACACCUCAGAGCAGCUCUGAGUUGAGACAAAAUUCAAUGUCUGGCCAGGGAAUUGGUAAUGAUGCCAAGAAAGACACAGCAGCACUUGUGCCUAAGGUGAAUAUUGAUGACUUGAAACAGAUGAAGACCUAUAUUAAGCUGACAAAGAAACAGCAAAAAGAGCUGAAUGCCUUAAAGAAAAAACAUGCCAAGGAUCACAGUGCCAUGCAGAAGUCACAUUGUACACAUGUUGACAAAAUAUUGGCACAGCACGAUAAAGAAAAACUGUCUUAUGAAAAGCUUCUGGAUAAAGCUAUUAAGAAAAAAGGAGAAAACAACUGUCUUGAAAUGAAGAAAGAAACUGAAAUUAAACUCCAAGCAUUAUCAUCAGACCACAAAAUAAAGGUAAAAGAGAUUGUGGCCCAACAUACCAAGGAGUGGUCAGAGAUGAUCAACUCACACACUGUGGAGGAACAGGAGAUUCGGGAUCAGCAUUUGGUCCAGCAGUGUGAACAUUUGAAAAAACUCUUAGGUUCUGUUCAAGAGCAGCAAACCCAGCAACUUAAGCUUAUUCAUGACAGGCAGAGCAAAGAAAUGCGUGCUAACCAGGCUAAGACAUCUAUGGAAAACAGCAAAGCCAUCAGUCAAGAUAAAUCAAUCAAAAAUAAAGCUGAAAGGGAGAGGAGAGUGAGGGAAUUGAACAGCAGCAACACUAAAAAGUUUCUGGAAGAAAGAAAAAGGCUUGCAAUGAAGCACUCUAAGGAAAUGGAUCAACUGAAGAAGGCUCAAGAUGAGCAGAUAGAACACCUGGAAAAACAGAAUGAGCAGCUUUUGAAAUCACAUCAUGCAGUGUCUCACAAUCAAGGCAAAAGAGAUGCAGCAGAUGGUGAAGCUGGAAGCAGAAAUGGGCCGCAGACCAGCAACAGUUGUGUGAAGCAUCCCCAAAAAACCAACUAGCUGAGAACCCAACACAUCCUGCAAAAUGUACAUUCAGCUCAGAUUGUAUUCUUCUUAGUUUCUAAGAUUUCUUCUACAUCUUGGAGAUAAUUGUUACCAGAAAAAAAAUAUUUUGACAUUCUACUUCAACUUUUCAGUAUAGAGUCUCCCUUAUAGUGCUGACUGUUAUACAAGCGAUUACAAAAUGCAACAGGAUGUAAACAGCCAUUAGUGCAAUUAUGACACAAUUUUUAUGAAUCCAUUCCACCCAAACCAUUUUUAAACAUAUUAGCUUAUUUUAAUCUUUAAAUUAUUGUUUAUUUCUUUUUUUUAGUUUUUUAAAGAUGUAAAAAAGCCAAUAAUGCAAUUACGACACAAUUUUUAUGAAUCCAUUCCACCCAAACCAUUUUUAAAUUAGCUUAUUUUAAUCUUUAAGUUAUUGUUUGUUUCUUUGUUUAGUUUUUUUUUUUAAAUAAGGUUAGUUUUAAAGUGCUUGACGUGAGCUUUUAAUUCCAGUUCUGUAUUCACACCGACAAAAAAAAUAUUAAUUUAACUGUAUGAAGCAUAUUGGAUGCUUGUAAAUCAGUCAGUAUAUCUGAAAGGUACUCAGGAGUUAUAUACUAAGUCAUAAGGACUUUAUGAAUAUUUGGCUGUGAGAAACAAGUACAUCUGUACUCACUUUUGUGUUAAAAACUCAAACAGAGCUGUGUAAUUGUACUGUGGGUAUGUUGUCUCAAGAAUGUUAAGUGGUGGAAUGUAUGGUAGAGGUGCAUUAUUUUGGGAUGGGGAUAUAUAAAACGUUUAUACAAAUUAUGUUAAGGUGACUAUUAAUAGGUUGCUGUAUUUGUUACCUCAUCCGAAGAAUAGGAUACAAAGUGCACAUGCAUUACAUGUACUGUAGGUAAAUCAGAUGUUUUGUAAUCCAUCUUUUCUGACAACACACAUACAGUUCCCCUAACUGCCUGGAAUAGAUGUACUAAAAUUGAGUUUUUAAAAAAGCAGGAAGGUUGCUGUACAUUAUGUUCAUGGUACAGUGACUUGUGCUUUUAAGUAUUAAUUACAGACUCACGAUUAACAAUCUAAGCAAAGUUGAAAGAUUUAAAGAAGUCUAUUUUAGUCCCACAGAGAUAACACUUUGCUUAUCUGUUACCAAUCUCACAGGUUUAAAAUGGCUUUUAUAUCAUUGGUAUGGUAAUACUAACAUAAAUUUGAGUAUUGAAAUAACUGAUCUUGUUGUAACCCAGAUUAGUAUCUGUUGUGUGCAAAUAGUGUAUUUCAUGGACAAGCGCACAAGCCUUUUUCAGUUUUUAAAUUACAAGAGUAAACAUUUUCAAAAUAAGUAUCUAGCUGCUAACUUGUAUUUUAUGAUUAUUUUCAUAUUCUCAACAUACAAAGCCUGGGCCUUACAACACAACACAUUCUAACUGAGAAAAGUGAUCAUUAAGAAAACCGCAGCUCUGUGAAUAGUUUAACGAUAAUAAAAAUGAAACCCAGUGCCUCCCAAAUAAUCAUGAUACGAUGAUAAACAAUCAGAAAACAAACACAUUGUUAAACAUUGAAUUCAUAGUUUUGUUAGAAGAGGUUCAAGCCAUGGAAGGGGAAAGGGGGACACUAUAAUAAUUGACUGAUUGUACUACAAGGUAAGUAACUUCUUCUCCAAAAUUAACUCUUCUGAUUCUUAAUAAUGUUGACACAAGCACUGAGCAUUUUUUGUAAAAGGCAUGGUAUGCAAAUUAAAACAUUCCACCGAAAUACGUAUUUCUACAAAUACAUGUUUCAGACUUUUUUAAAAAAUCAGUGAAACUGCCUUUAUAUGUUACUAGUAAAUGUAAAAGAAUCAGUAUUGAUGUGACGUGUAAGUGUUAUUUCUGUUACUUUUCUGCAGAACAGUGCACAUCAAAGCUAUGCUUUAAACAAUGUUUCACAGUGAUUCUUAAUAGUACAUGUAAUACAGCUUUAAAUACUGCACCUACUGUAGGAGAAAACUUGACUUAUUUUCUCUUCAGAGAUUAUUGUAUAUUCAAUUAUAACCAUCAUUGAUGAAACAAGAUUUCACAGUCAAUUUGAUUUAAAGGAACACAGCAAAUUCUUUGAGAAUCAUUUGAUUAUGGUUCAUUUUCAAGUAACUUUUUAGCUAGGAAAUGAUUAGAUGAAUUAAAUAAAGGUUGUGGGGUAAUAUUUAUAUGGAUUGCUUUAACAUGUAAUUAGUGGUAUGCUGUUUAAACCAACCAACAUACACAUUUCUCCAUGGUUGCUUGAUUUAUUUCACAAAUAGUAUUUUCAUAACUAAAAAGUUGAAUGAAAUACAUGUAUUGCAGGUUAGCUGUAAAAUAAAAUCAGUGUCAACCUAGCCAACCUAUUCAAAUGGGUUAAAAGUGUGUAGUUUACAGGACUGAAAGAAUGGUAUUUAUGGCAGAACACCAUGUCAUCACCUGUGUGUUGUUAUUCCUGUAUGUGCUAUCCAUUAUAAGUUGUGGUUCAUGGUUAUGAAACUACCAAAGGUGUAGUCAAGGAGGGGUGGUUAUUGCAUUGAAAAAAGACUGAAUUGCUGAAUCAACAGAAAAUAAUCUCUGAUUUUAGGCAGCUUGAAACUGUAUACAUACCUGCUCAUAGAAACAGCUAUAUAUGGUAUUGGGCUUGAUUUUUAGAUUAUAAAUAGGUUUAUUAAAAAGACUUAUCCACAAAUAUUAAACAACAAAAGUUACCAAUUGUUCAAAGAUUUAAAAGUAAAAUAAAACACUCUAUAUAGGCUUUUAUUACAUUUCAGAUUUUUUUACACUCCUGUUAUUGUAGUAUAAGACUUGAUGUAGCUAAACACUUUAUUGGAAAUAUGUAUGUAGGUGAUCAUUUUAGACCAAACAUCUUUUUAGGCAUAUCAGAUAACUUAAGGGCUCUGUGGUUGUGUUAAACUUGGCAAAUAAGGUAUGUUUGUUACUGGGAAAACAAAUGAGCAGUUAUUUGGGUAUAUAUAUUUUUUCUCCAGUAAUCCAAUUUACCCAAUGUAAUGAUGUAGCUUUUACAACAUAUCUAAUGUGGUAUUAUGAGUAAAGUGCUUUUAAAAUGCAUUGUAUUGCUGUUUUUAAAAUGUGCCACUGAUAUAUGUAAGUCAAGGCUGGGCUUAGAAAGUGUCAUUGUUUUAAGGGAAAAUAAAAUGCCAAAAAGGGGGGUUAUUUAUAUAUAUAUAUGGGGGGGGGGGGGGGUAUUAUUGAAGUAUAUUCUGGUUUGCUGUUAGAUGCUUUUUAUCACUGCUUGUAUGUUUUAUGUUGAGUGUCUGUCCUACAACAUGAACCCUAUUCUAUGUAGGUUUCUUAUUAAAGCAGGUUGUUCUGCAAAUAUCAUUGCAUUUAUGAUGUGUUUUUUUUAAACAUAACUUGAUGAAGGAACAUUAUUGGGGUGUUUAUUUGGCAUUUGUUAAACUACUAGCAAGGAAAAUAUAUGUGUUCUCCUGCUACUUUAAUACUGUUUUAUAGUAUAUGUUUCCAUAAAUAAACAAAGAUUAAAAUGGGACUUUGGCAACAUA